CCGGCACGGACCGGAAGUGCCGCGGGGUGGCGGACAGUCGACGCCGGUCCGCUCAGGGACCUUUGCACGUGCCGGGAUGACGCGGGUGCUGCGGGCCGCGGUGGACCUGGGCCUGAGGCGGCGGCGGUGGCAGCAGUUCUUCUGGACCAGCUGCAGACAGUGUUCCUCAGGAAUCAUUCCCAACGAAAAGAUCCGCAACAUUGGAAUCUCUGCGCACAUAGACUCAGGGAAGACAACGCUAACAGAGCGCAUUCUUUUCUAUACUGGCAGGAUAACACAGAUGCAUGAGGUAAAAGGCAGAGAUGGAGUUGGGGCUGUCAUGGAUUCUAUGGAGCUAGAGCGACAGCGUGGUAUCACAAUUCAGUCUGCAGCGACAUAUACUAUGUGGAAGGAUGUUAAUAUCAACAUCAUUGAUACACCAGGGCAUGUAGACUUCACAAUUGAAGUGGAAAGAGCGCUGCGAGUUCUUGAUGGAGCUGUCUUGGUGCUCUGUGCUGUUGGAGGAGUUCAGUGCCAAACAAUGACAGUCACCAGGCAAAUGAAGCGUUAUAAUGUCCCAUUUCUAACAUUCAUCAAUAAGCUGGACAGAGUGGGCUCAAGUCCCACCAGAGCUGUGCAACAACUGAGAUCCAAGUUAAAGUACAAUGCAGCCCCUAUUCAAAUUCCCAUUGGUCUUGAAGGAAACUUCAGAGGAAUUAUAGAUCUUAUUGAAGAAAAGGCCAUGUACUUUGAUGGUGAUUUUGGGCAGAAGUUUCGAUAUGAUGAAAUCCCAGCUGAAUUUAGAGCUGAGGCAGCAGACAGACGUCAGGAAUUGAUUGAAUGUGUUGCUAACUCAGAUGAACAACUUGGAGAACUGUUUUUGGAAGAAAAGAUCCCUACAGUAGCUGAUUUAAAGCUUGCAAUCAGAAGAGCAACACUGAAAAAGUCUUUUUCACCUGUGCUUGUGGGAAGUGCUCUGAAAAACAAAGGAGUGCAACCACUGCUGGAUGCUGUCUUAGAGUACCUCCCAAAUCCAUCUGAAGUCCAGAAUUAUGCUAUCCUCAAUCAGGAGGAUUCUGAGAGCAAAACAAAGCUGUUGCUGAACUCAGUCAGAGACGACUCCCAGCCUUUUGUAGGCCUGGCUUUCAAGCUGGAGGCUGGCCAAUUUGGGCAGCUGACAUAUGUUCGAGUUUAUCAGGGGAUGCUGAAGAAAUCUCAAUACAUUUAUAACACCAGGACAGGAAAGAGGGUGCGCCUGCAAAGACUAGUUCGUAUGCAUGCAGACAUGCUGGAGGAUGUAAAUGAAGUUUAUGCAGGAGACAUAUGUGCAUUGUUUGGAAUUGAUUGUGCAAGUGGAGAUACAUUCUGUGAUAAAUCUAAUAAUCAAAUUUCCAUGGAAUCAAUUCAUAUCCCUGAUUCUGUCAUUUCUGUAGCCAUGAAGCCUUCUGACAAGAAUGACUUGGAUAAAUUUUCAAAAGGACUGAACCGGUUUACAAGAGAAGAUCCCACCUUCAGAGUCUACUUUGAUGAUGAGAACAAGGAAACCAUUGUUUCUGGAAUGGGAGAACUACAUCUGGAAAUCUAUGCUCAGCGAAUGGAAAGAGAAUAUGAUUGUCCUUGUACUAUGGGAAAACCAAAAGUUGCCUUUAGAGAGAGCAUUGCAGCACCUGUACCGUUUGAAUACACCCACAAGAAACAGUCGGGUGGGGCUGGGCAGUACGGGAAGGUGAUUGGGGUCCUGGAGCCUCUGGAGCCGGAGAACUACACCAAGCUGGAGUUCAAAGACCAAACCAUGGGAACAAACGUCCCGCAGUCGUUCAUACCUGCUGUCGAAAAGGGAUUCCGUAAUGCGUGUGAAAAGGGUCCUCUGACAGGUCACAAGAUAUCUGGAGUCCGGUUCAUCUUAGAUGAUGGUGCACAUCACAUGGUGGAUUCUAAUGAAUACUCUUUCAUCAGAGCAGGGGAAGGUGCACUCAAACAAGCUAUGGAAAAUGCAACAGUGCGUGUUCUUGAGCCCAUUAUGUCCGUGGAAAUUGUAGCACCAAAUGAAUUCCAAGGAGCUGUGGUUGCUGGAAUUAAUCGCCGUCAUGGAGUGAUCACCGGACAAGAUGGCGUAGAGGACUAUUUUACUUUGUAUGCUGAUGUGCCACUGAAUGAUAUGUUUGGAUAUGCCACUGAACUGAGAUCCUGCACAGAGGGAAAGGGUGAAUAUACAAUGGAAUACAGUAGAUACCGGCCAUGUUCAUCUAGUACUCAGGAAGAGAUAAUUAACAAACACCUAGAAGCAACAGGAAGACUUCCUGCAAAGAAGAGCAAGGCUAAGGGCUGACUUUCAUCCUCUUGAACUUCACUGAAUAAUUUUUCACAAUCUUCUAGUCAGGCUUUGAAAUCGGACUUAGUUGGGACUUGUUCUUUAUUAAAACUGCCUUCAUUCACAAUGUACUCGGAAAUUAUCAGGAGGUCACUACUAAAAUGGUCAUGUACAAAUUCCAUUCAUUAGCAAAAAAUCAUAAUAUAAUAAUAAUAAUAAUCAUAAUUUGUUGUUCAAGUUCUUGUUUUAAGCCAUUUGUUUUAAAAUGAUGAAGUAGUUUUAUUUUUUACUUGAGAAAAUACUGGUAUCUGAUUAAAGACAUUAUUGCUUCUUAA
This is a messenger RNA of Gavialis gangeticus (Gharial), 2625 nucleotides long. RefSeq names its product G elongation factor mitochondrial 1 (gene GFM1). Gene Ontology annotation, cellular component: mitochondrion. Gene Ontology annotation, biological process: mitochondrial translational elongation. Lineage: Eukaryota; Metazoa; Chordata; Crocodylia; Gavialidae. Bases 77 to 2308 code for a protein of 743 amino acids. Gene Ontology annotation, molecular function: GTPase activity; translation elongation factor activity; GTP binding. The record is from RefSeq and is a predicted model, not a curated record. The transcript has 18 exons.